Molecule: messenger RNA, 1310 nt
Organism: Oncorhynchus nerka (sockeye salmon)
Lineage: Eukaryota; Metazoa; Chordata; Actinopteri; Salmoniformes; Salmonidae
Exons: 2
Coding region: 87-1310 (407 amino acids)
Source: RefSeq, a predicted model, not a curated record
UUAGUCCGCUAGGGGCAGACCUUGAGUUGGAGCCUAUUGGCCUACCGAAAUGUGUUCUAUGACUAAAAAGAAAGUCAAGGUGAUAAAUGUAUUAUAUGUUAGUAGAAAUGGCAAUACUAACGAGGUGUCUAUUCUCCAUGUCAGUUUAUCAGCACUUGUCUCCUGUCUGCCAGCGAGGAGGAGGAGGAGGUCUCUGUUGUUUCUUCAUUUACGUCACCCCUCUUUCAAUCCCUUCCUCCUUCCGUCCUGCUCUACAUACAACGUCAACGGGGGACACCACGUUCAAACUGGUUUCUCAUAUUAACACCCACCACAAUCACUUCGCCACCAUAAACCUCUUUUGGAACCAGGAGGAAGCCAGCAGGCGCCUGGUUAGAUGUGAGCCCAGGGAGAUGGCCAGACAGGUUGAUUCUGGCACUCAGACUGAUCCUGUGGUGGUUCUGUCUCUAGCCCAGGCUGCUGUUCUGGGGCUCAUCUCUCAGAAUGAGGUGUUUGGUGCUACCAUCGCUCCUAAUGGCUUCUACACAGGAGAACCUAAAGAGUCCCCUGCCCUGCCUGUAGAGGGGGUGGAUUACGAAUACGCUGAUCAGCUGAUAGGAGCUAACGGAGAUUACCUGGGAGAAAACCUGCCUGAAGACGGACACAUGCAGCCCAGCUGUAGCCAGAGGAGGUGGCACGGCCCACCCCCCGAGGGGAAGAUGGUAGGGCCCGAGCGCCAUGCUGGAGUGCCUGUGGACGGGUCAUCCCAAGUGAAAGGAGAAGGGGUUAUCACUGGCCUGACGUCCUGUGUUCACAUGCUGAACAACCUGGCUACUACUAGAGGGGGAUUGGUCCAGGUUGACCCCGCCUCUCUCCGUGCCGCCGCCCAAAAAGGCUGUGCCGAGUGUGACAGAGACAUGUCCAGCCAGCAGGCUAACACACACCCUCACACACACUCCCAGGCAGGGCACAGCCAUAAAGGGGAGCCGGGGCAUCGAGGCCUGCAGGGGCAGAGGGGGCAUCAGGAGAGAGCGAGGGAGGAGGAGGAGGAGGGAGAGCAGGGAAACAGCCUGAUGAAAGGAGGACAGGAGGAGACUAUCAGCAGCUACUUCCAGUCCAGCGAGGUGGGGGGGUACGAGGGGGGGGAGAUCUACCAUGAGAACAGCCAGGGUAUGAUGUGGGGCAACCAGCUGGAGCAGGGGGUAGGGGGAAGAGGAGGAGCAGGAGCAGGAAGAGGAGGGACCCAUCGUCACCACGGCCGGAGGGUUGACCGUCUAGACAUCAACAUCCAGAUAGAUGAGUCGUACUGCGUGGACAUGGGGAGGGGCUAA